GGGGGAUUUCGAGAGGAAGCUGACAGAGAGAGGAGAAAGAGGUUUAGGGUGAUGAGGCUCUGCAAGCCGUCAUUCCACGUGGAGCCUCCGCUGCAACUGGAUCCGAUCGACCUCCUCGUCGGCGAAGACAUCUUCGACGAUCCACUCGCUGCCUCUCACCUCCCUCCACUUAUCUCUAGACACGUUGCCAAUCCCAUCGACUCUUUCGAUCUAUGCUACCGCACCAGAUUCCUCCUCCACCACCCUUCUGAUUCCAUGGGCCUCUUCGGCCUCCUCGUCCUCCCUCAAUCCUUCGGGUCUCACUGCUUUCUCUCCCGUCAUUCACUUUGUUUGCCUUUUCUCUACAGUUUCUCAAUUUUAUUUAUUUUUCGUUGAACAGGGGGAUUUAUUUGGGAGAGACUUUUUGUAGCUAUAUCAGUAUCAACAACAGCUCUAACUUUGACGUUAGAGACAUAAUUAUAAAGGUUAUUAUGCGUAAUCUGUUGCCUUUCUUUUUGAUGAAUUUCCAUCAAACUGUUUGUUUGAGCUUUAAUUCGGCUUCUGGUUAGUGUUUACUAAAACAGCAUUUGUAAU
Rubroshorea leprosula is the source of this 573-nucleotide messenger RNA. NCBI's taxonomy places the organism in Eukaryota, Viridiplantae, Streptophyta, Magnoliopsida, Malvales, Dipterocarpaceae. The record is from the annotation of a GenBank genome assembly.